Molecule: messenger RNA, 1605 nt
Organism: Drosophila hydei
Lineage: Eukaryota; Metazoa; Arthropoda; Insecta; Diptera; Drosophilidae
Gene: Art3
Product: protein arginine N-methyltransferase 1
Exons: 4
Coding region: 94-1599 (501 amino acids)
Biological process (GO): peptidyl-arginine methylation
Cellular component (GO): nucleus
Molecular function (GO): protein-arginine N-methyltransferase activity
Source: RefSeq, a predicted model, not a curated record
UGUGGUAACACUGUUCUUUUCCGCACGUGCUGGUUCUAAAGCCGCCUUCAUACUCUUUGGUAUUGUUAAUACGUUGGUUUCUAUUUAUUUAAUAUGGAAAACACAGAAAGUAAAGCAAAUGAUUCGAGCUCUGAUGAGGAAGCAUUCGAAGAUAUUGAGGAUGAUGAAGAAAUUGACGAAGACGAAGGAGAGCCAACAACUUGUUUGUUUUGCACUCAAGUUUUUGCCAGUAUUGAUCCGGCGAUCGAGCAUUUAAAUGUCGACCACAAUGUUAACUUGUCGCAGCUGAAGCACAAAUUCCAAAUGGAUCAGUAUGCAUUUAUUAAGUUAAUAAAUUUCAUACGUGGAAAUCGAAUAACUGCAGAGCAACUGCUACUAACCAAACAACCAGAAUGGAAUGACGAAAAAUAUUUAAAACCCAUUCAGUACGAGCCAUGGCUGUGCUAUGACUACGAUGCUAUUAAAACAGAUGUUCCAAACGCAGGUGCCAGCGUAGCGGAUCUGAUGCAACGCAUUGCCGAACAAGGCAAAUUGCUGCAGCAAGCCAGCCAGGAUAUGGAACGCAUGCGCAACGACUACAAAGAUCUUCUACAGAAGGUGCACGGUGAUGCAAAAGAGCACCCAGCUACCAAGAAUGGAAUAGUGCGGAAUGCUCCAACGCUCGAUAAAGAAUAUUUCAAUAGCUACUCACACUUUGGCAUACAUCAUGAAAUGCUUAGCGAUACGGUGCGUACUAGCAGCUAUCGCUCAGCCCUAAUGGAAAAUCAGACAUAUUUGAAUGGAAAGUCAGUUUUGGAUGUGGGCUGUGGCACUGGAAUACUUUCGAUAUUUGCAUCUCAAGCUGGCGCUAAAAACGUUGUUGGCAUUGACAAUUCGGAGAUAGUCUAUACGGCUAUGGAUAUAGUCAGAAAAAACAAUGUAAAAAACGUGAAGCUCGUUAAGGGUCGUUUGGAGGAUACUGAAUUGCCCGAGGCCAAAUACGAUGUCAUCAUAUCUGAAUGGAUGGGAUAUUUUCUGCUCUACGAAGCAAUGCUGGACACAAUCAUCUAUGCACGCGAAAAUCUCUUGAAUCCCAAUGGGAAAAUUCUACCCAAUCGCUGUUCACUCCAUUUGGUGGGCAUAAAUGAGACGCUGCACAAGCAUCACGUAGAAUUUUGGUCGGAUGUCUAUGGAGUAGAUAUGAGUGACUUGCGCAAGCGUAGCAUAGAGGAGCCGCUAAUGGAAGUGGUCAAUCCAGAACACAUACUAACCGAAAGCGAACAAAUAGCCAACUUUGAUAUGAUGACAGUCGAUUUGAACUAUUCAAAUUUUACACAUGAAUUUCAUUUGAAAUGCACGCAAACGGGCAAAUUAGCCGCGUUUGUGGGAUACUUUGACACGUUCUUUGACUUGGAUAAACAAAUAAUGUUCAGCACAUCGCCAACCGAGACGCCCACCCACUGGAAGCAGACAGUCUUCUUCAUGGACCAGCCACAAACUGUGCAAAAGGAUCAGGUUAUAAGUGGGAAGAUUAUGUCGAGACGACAUCAAGGAGAUGCUCGUGCUCUGCGUGUGGAUAUUGAAGCGUUUGGCAGACUGUUCAAAUACACAGUCGAUUGAUUAGUU